Messenger RNA from Manis javanica (Malayan pangolin), 2226 nucleotides. The record is from RefSeq and is a predicted model, not a curated record. NCBI's taxonomy places the organism in Eukaryota, Metazoa, Chordata, Mammalia, Pholidota, Manidae.
CUUUCUGUAAACUGCUGAGUAUGGAGAGGCCCCGCCCUUCCGCACCAGGCUGAGGCCGGGCCGGUCCCGCCCCGCUCCCCCCGGCGGGUGUUCUUCCCCGGACGGAGCUGGAGGGCCUGGCGGCGGCGGCGCAUGAAGCCCCGGGCGGUGCCCUCCUGGCUGCAGCCCAGGUAUAGGAAGAAUGUCUACCUUUUCAUCUACUACUUAAUCCAAUUCUGUGGCCACUCAUGGAUAUUUACAAAUAUGACAGUCAGAUUCCUCUCAUUUGGAAAAGAUUCCAUGGUUGACACUUUCUAUGCGAUUGGCCUUGUGAUGCGCCUUUGCCAGUCUAUUUCACUCUUGGAGUUGCUGCACAUAUAUGUUGGCAUUGAAUCAGAUCAUCUUUUUCCUAGGUUUCUGCAGCUCACAGAGAGAAUCAUCAUCCUCUUUGUAGUGAUCACCAGUCAAGAGGAAGUCCAAGGGAAAUAUGUGGUGUGUGUUUUAUUCAUCUUUUGGAAUCUGUUGGAUACAGUUAGGUACACUUACUGCAUGUUAGCAGUCAUAGGAAUAUCCUAUGCGGUCUUGACAUGGCUCAGUCAAACCCUGUGGAUGCUGAUUUAUCCUUUGUGUGUCCUUGCAGAAGGUAUGUAUUUUACCUACAGUCAUCUUUACUCAGAAAGAAGAGACAUCCUCAGAGUCUUUCCCAUUAAAAAGAAGAAAAUGUGAAGUACAGCAUUCUGAUGUGAUGAAAAGCAGCAUGUGGAGUCAGCUUCAGUAAACACAGCACAGGAAGCAUUCCGGUGGGAAGAUACCUAGUAUUUGAUAAAACUCCAUGACUGACAAUUGUAUUCCUCCCCGGAGUAGAGACACCACAGUAGUCUAUGUUCUUACAUAUUGUAUUUCCAAACACCCCCUGUAACACCAAAGCUGUGGAUUCUGUACGGGUUAAAGUUGUAUCAGGAAGUCUGAUCAUUUUCCUAUAAAGUUAAGAAAUAGGAAAUUAACUGGAAUACGUUCAUUAAAUUGAAAACCAAAACUGCUAACCUAAAUUACAUCUAUUUCUUUUCAGAGUUCCCAACUACAGUAGAUCUGUAGGAGGGAAGCAAUGACUAAAUAUUCUGUGUAGUUGUCUAGAAUAACAUAUUUCACAGAUAUCACUGUCCCCAGAGGUAAACAUUAGACAUACCUAGAAAAUUAUUUUCUAGACUUUGAUGAAAACAGAAUAAAUCUUUGGUAAAUAUAAAAAUAAUGCCCCCAAUUUUUUUUAAACAGGCUGUAUACAUAUCUUACAAGGAGGUACAAAGAUAUAGUAAAAAUUUAUUAAGAAAUCUGAAAUAUUGCCAAUUCUUGAUUUACUAUUAUAUCCAAAAUGUAUGUGAAUUGACUAAUUAAGAAUAAUUUCUGUACCAUCAAUGUAUCACUCACUUUUCUUGAAAGAAUUAUAGAAUCUUAUCCAGUGACUAUAUAAAAAGGGUAUUAAAUAUUUUGGGACAUAAUAACUAGGUAGUAGAAAUAAAACUACAAAAAAAAUUGCUAAAAGCUUUAGUUUACAAAAAGAAUCCCUUUGCAAACUCCAGGUGACUUAGUCUGGCUUCCUACUUACAUUGUUGGAAUAUACACCUAGAGUCACUGAAACAAGAAAGAAUUACAGCAACUAUACUUUAUUGGGCUACUGUAGGAAACUAAAAUUUCAUUAAAUAAUACUUAAAUUUUUUAAACUACAUUACCUUAAAGCCUUUUUAUCAAGGUCAUUGAAACGAAAAGCAAUAACUAACACUUCUUCCAGACAUACUCAUUGGGUAGUGAUGUAUUUUAUUCCCGUAUGUUUCUCAAGAAACACUUUCAUCUUGGUCUGAUGUUUUUGUUCAAUAAACAGGUUACCCUUAGAAUGAGUUGCUUCCUAGUUGACUUCACAAAAAUGCGUACAUUCAUUCAAGAAACACUUAUUUUGUGCCUACAAUGUGCCACACACCAUACAUAAAACCCUUACUAGGCUUCCUGCAAACAAGCUUGUUACUAAAGCAUGUACCAUACCACACUGAAGUCCCUAAGAAGUUAACUUUUUAAAAUAUUCCUUAUUCUGCCUACCUUGAGCAAGUUGUCACAUAUGUGUUUCUUUCAAAAGAAGUAACUACAUCAGUACCUGAAAAGUUUCUCCAGAGAAAUAACCUAUGUACAAAGAAAACAGUUACAUUUUAUUGUGCUAACGUAUUUAAGUGAUUUAAAAUUAAAAUAUGCUAAAAAUCA